UAUAAUUUUGAAGGAGAUUUCGAUAAUAUAAGUAAACGUCAACUACAAUAUAUCAACAAAGUAGCUUUAGAACAAAACAUAAAAGUAAAAAAAAUAAUUUUUAACUCAUUUGGACAAGUUGGGGAUAAUUUUGUAGCAAAUGUGAAGAGAAUCAGCAUAGAAGGAGAAGAUGGAAGCAUGAAGAUGAUAGUAAAAAUAGCUCCUACUGACGAAACAGUGCGUAAGUCAGGGUUGACUGAUUAUUUAUUUCAUAAUGAACAUAUUAUGUAUACAGAAGUGCUACCUAGGUUAGUGUCACUACAGAAAGCAGCAGGAGUACCAGAAGAAGAACAUCUAAGAUACGCAAAAUGUUACGGAUCUCUGAAUGAAGCACCAAACGAAGUGAUAAUUUUGGAAGAUCUGAAAGAAUCAGGCCACAUAAUGUUGGAUAAGUACGAACCAUUGCAACAUGAUGCUAUUUUGAAUGGUACGAAAAGCUUUGCAAUUUUUCAUUCUUUGUCGCACGUAUUAAAGAACAAAGAACCAGAGACAUUCAACGAACUUGGCAGUAAAUUGAGACAUGCUUGGGAUUUGAUGUGUAGUUCACCGGAAUAUAUAAAGAGUUUUGCAGGACUCGAUGACGCUGUUCAAUCAAUUGUUGAGGACGAAACUCACAAGAAGGUCGUUAAAAAUAGAAUAUCAAAUAUGUUUAAAAUCACUGCCAAAUUAGCAAAGGAAGAGAAUACUAAAUAUUCUGUCAUUCAGCAUGGUGAUUCUUGGACGAAUAAUAUCUUGUUCAAACAUGUGGAUAGUAGAGUGGGCCCUGCAGUUAUGAUUGAUUAUCAGGCUUCUAGAAAAAAUAACCCGAUGAUGGAUUUACUCUAUUUCAUAUUCCUCUGCACUGACUAUGAGACCAGAUCUAAGCACUUCUACAACUGGUUGGACUAUUACCACUCCGAGUUCGACAAAUCCUUAUCGUACUUUGGUCUGAGAGCUAACGAUAUUUACCCAAGAGACCAAUUAGAUGCUGACGUAAAGAAAUAUGGUGAAUUGGUGUUUAGUAUAGCUUUAAUGGCCAGUAAUCUAACAGAAAGGGAUGUCAAUGAAACUAAGGAAUUAAUAAACAACAUGGAACACAGUGGGAUUGGCGAAUUAAUGGCUACAAUGGGCAGCACGAGAAUGACGGGAGAAACUUUAAAACGUGCCAAAAAUAGAAUUGAAGGACUAAUUGCUACCUAUACUGAUUUUGGUAUGCUAGAUCAUUUUGAAAAUUUUGACUAACUGUAUUGAGAAGUAUUUGGAAAGAUUUAACUAGGCUUUUCGACGUAUGUGACUGGU
Messenger RNA from Spodoptera litura, 1317 nucleotides. RefSeq lists its product as uncharacterized. The record is from RefSeq and is a predicted model, not a curated record. NCBI's taxonomy places the organism in Eukaryota, Metazoa, Arthropoda, Insecta, Lepidoptera, Noctuidae.